This is a messenger RNA of Merops nubicus (carmine bee-eater), 1590 nucleotides long. Its product is annotated as mucin-5AC-like. Gene Ontology annotation, molecular function: protein binding. The annotation marks the transcript as partial. Gene Ontology annotation, cellular component: extracellular matrix. NCBI's taxonomy places the organism in Eukaryota, Metazoa, Chordata, Aves, Coraciiformes, Meropidae. The record is from RefSeq and is a predicted model, not a curated record. The transcript is spliced from 8 exons.
GGCACAACCACCAUCAUCACAACCACACCAGCCGUGCCCACCUCAGCCAGCAGCACAGCCAGCACCUCCACAACCACCACAGCAAGCACCACAGCAUCUACAGCUGGUCCAAAACAAGCUGAAACCUCCACGGUGCUAACCCAGUCUCCAACAUCACCCACCACUGCCUCCACUGCCCACAGACCAAAAGCAGAAACCACCACUGGCACCACUGUUCUGCCCAGCACAACUGCCCCACCAACAACACCCACAACCAUCAGCACAACCACCAGCAGGGCCAGCACAACCAGAACAUCUCCGCCUCUCACAGAGGGCACAACCACCAUCAGCACAACCACACCGAUCGUGCCCACCUCAGCCAGCAGCACUGCCAGCACCUCCACAACCACCACAGCAAGCACCACAACAUCUACAGCUGGUCCAAAACAAGCUGAAACCUCCACGGUGCUAACCCAGGCUCCAACAUCACCCACCACUGCAUCCACUGCCCACAGACCAAAAGCAGAGACCACCACAACAACAACAACAACACCCACACCCAUCAGCACAACCACUGGGACAUCUCUUCCUCCCACUGAGGGCACAACCACCAUCAUCACAACCACACCAGCCGUGCCCACCUCAGCCAGCAGCACUGCCACAACCACCACAGCAAGCACCACAACAUCUACAGCUGGUCCUAAAGAAGCUGAAACCUCCACGGUGCUAACCCAGGCUCCAACGUCACCCACCACCGCCUCCACUGCCCACAGACCAAAAGCAGAAACCACCACUGGCACCAACCUUCUGCUCAGCACCACGAGCAGCCCAGGACGGAUGCCUGACACCUGUCUGGUUAAUGGCACUGUGUACAUGGUCGGAAUGUCAAUAGUCAUCGAUUCGUGUGAGAAAUGUACCUGCAGUUCUGAGAAGGAUCCAGUGACUAAGGAAAACAUUGUGCACUGUGAAACACUUCAGUGUAACACGUCUUGCCCGCUGGGUCACCAAUAUAUGAUUGAGGAUGGAGAGUGCUGUGGGAAGUGUAUUGAAGUCGCCUGCAAAAUCAAGCUGAGCAACAACACUGUCCUCAUGCUCGAUCCUGAUGAGAUCCUGCCACUCGAUAACUGCAGCCUUUAUAGAUGUGAAAAAAUUGAAGAUCAAUUUGUUGCAGUCCAAACGAAAAGAGUAUGCCCGGAGUAUGAACCAGGAGAGUGUGAUCCUGAUGAAACUGAGACUACUCCUGAUGGCUGCUGCAAAAAAUGUAAACCUCCAUCCUGCAAACCUUACAGCAAGAAAACUGUGAUCCGCCACGGCGACUGUGAAUCUCCUGAGCCUGUUGAGCUGGCAUAUUGUGAAGGAAAUUGUCCUGGCUCCUCAGUGUACUCUCUGGAAGCAAACCAGAUGCAACACGAGUGUAGUUGCUGCCAGGAGUUCAGCAGCCAAACCAGAGAGGUGACCCUGACUUGUCAGAAUGGAACAAGCAUAAAUUACAACUAUGUCUACGUGGAACGAUGCCAGUGUGUCAGUGGCUGCAUGGCAGAAACCUCUGCCCCACACAGCUCCCAGACAAAGCAAGGUGGAGGCUCUGGCUCCCGGAAAAUCGGGGUCUAG